AUGUCCAAACGCUCACGAAGCACAUCCCCAUUCCCAUCAUCACCCUCACCUUCACCAUCACCACAUUCCUCCCCACCCACCCGUCCCAAAAUCCCCUCCCUAGAUCCCACAGCCACACCCCCCAACCAAGAAGUCAUGCACUGCUCGCUACCGCCCCAUCGGGAAACCAUCUCGUUUACGUCCUACGAAGACUACGAGGUGCAUUACCGCCAGGCACACGUGAACCGGUGUUCGCAGUGUGGGAAGAAUUUCCCGACGGAGAGGUUUCUGAAUCUUCAUAUUGAAGAGAAUCAUGAUGCGUUGGUAGCGACGAGGAGGGAGAGGGGGGAGAAGACUUAUGCAUGCUUCGUCGAAGAUUGCGAACGCGUAUGCUCUACGCCUCAGAAACGCAGAAUGCAUUUGAUUGAUAAGCACAUGUUUCAUAAGACAUACAACUUCUACAUUGUCAACGACGGCAUCGACAAACAGACCUCUCUACUGAGGACGCCGCAUGACCAUCGUCGGCGGUUAUCAUCAGCUGCUACGGGUCCUACUUCGCCGAAGGAAGGGCGGUUACGGUAUCGUCAGACUUCCAUAUCGCAGGCUGAUUCUGGUGCGAGUGCUCAGAAAGGCUCUUCUCCGUCUACUACUUCUCGACAAGGUGCUGCUGCUACUGCUGCUCCUGCUGAUGAUGAAGGGAUGGCGGAGCUGGAGAGGUCUAUGUCUGCGUUGCGGUUUGUUCCGGCUAGUGUGGCGAGGAGUCGGGGGAAGCAGAAGUCUUGA
Aspergillus tubingensis is the source of this 762-nucleotide messenger RNA. RefSeq names its product C2H2 type zinc finger domain protein. Bases 1 to 762 code for a protein of 253 amino acids. Lineage: Eukaryota; Fungi; Ascomycota; Eurotiomycetes; Eurotiales; Aspergillaceae. The transcript has 3 exons. The record is from RefSeq and is a predicted model, not a curated record.